Molecule: messenger RNA, 1095 nt
Organism: Opisthocomus hoazin
Lineage: Eukaryota; Metazoa; Chordata; Aves; Opisthocomiformes; Opisthocomidae
Source: RefSeq, a predicted model, not a curated record
AUGCUGUGUCACCUAAUUCACUAUCUGAGACUCAGCCAUCACUUGAUAGCUCUGAAUUAUGUGAUUUGUACCUUUGACAAGCUGAAGUCUGUCUCCCCUGAAGACAUUAACAUCACAGAUGCUGUUUUUGAUGGCGUGGAAGUCAGAGUGUUUGAACCCCCUGCGAAGCAAGAUGAAAGGCUCAAGCGCAGUGUUGUUUACAUCCACGGAGGGGGCUGGGCCUUGGCAAGUGCAAGAACAAGCCUUUAUAACAAUCUCUGCAGAAUCAUGGCCGAAUCUCUCAGUGCGGUUGUUGUCUCAGUUGAGUACAGGCUGGUACCAGAGGUGUGCUUCCCCGAGCAAUUCCAUGAUGCUCUGCGUGCUACUAAGCAUUUUUUGCAGCCUGAUGUCUUAGCUGAGUAUUCAGUUGACCCAAGCCGAAUUGCAAUUUCUGGCGAUAGUGCAGGAGGAAAUUUGGCAGCUGCUGUGUGUCAGCAGCUUAGCAAAGAUGAGCAUUUGACCAUCAGACCGAAACUGCAAGCAUUAAUUUAUCCAGUCCUUCAGGCAUUUGACUUCAAUACACCUUCUUAUCAGCAGAACAUGAAUAUGCCCGUUCUUCCUCGUUAUGUCAUGAUCAACUAUUGGAUAGAUUAUUUCAAUGGUAAUUAUGACUUGGCUCACUCACUGCUGAUUAACAACCACACUGCUCUUGACGUUGGCCAAGCUCUUUCUUUCAGAGGACGGCUGAACUGGACAUCUCUACUGCCUUCAUCGUUCAAAAAGAACUACAAGCCUGUAAUACAAACCACAGGCAAGGCUGACAUCGUCGAGGAGAUACCAGCGCUGCUUGAUGUACGAGCAGUCCCACUCCUCGCAGAAAAUGAAACUCUGCAGCUGCAGCCAAAGACUUACAUCCUGACCUGUGAGAAUGACGUCCUGCGAGAUGACGGGGUGAUGUACGCCAAGCGCUUGGAGAACGCCGGCGUGGAAGUCACGCUCGAUCACUUCGAUGACUGCUUUCAUGGCUGUAUGAUAUUCACCAUUUGGCCUACUGAUUUCUCUGCGGGCGUUCAGACCAGGAACAGCUACAUAAAAUGGCUGGAUGAAAACCUCUGA